Messenger RNA from Bombus pyrosoma, 1442 nucleotides. RefSeq lists its product as uncharacterized. The coding region runs from base 12 to 1283 and encodes 423 amino acids. Gene Ontology annotation, cellular component: extrinsic component of mitochondrial inner membrane. The record is from RefSeq and is a predicted model, not a curated record. The transcript has a single exon. Lineage: Eukaryota; Metazoa; Arthropoda; Insecta; Hymenoptera; Apidae.
UUAUACAUAAAAUGCUACCUAAAUAUAACUAUUUCUUUUAUGCAAAUGCAUGCCACGUUUGUAAAAAAUUUGGGGGAGGAAUCUCUUUAAAAAGAUGUGGUAAUUGCACUAUGAUCUCUUAUUGUUCCAAGGAACACCAAAAAAUGCAUUGGUCACAACAUAAAGAUUUAUGCAAUGCAAUAUGCAAUAUUUUAAAGGACAAUCAACUAUCAACCUUUUUAAAUAUUCAACAAAAUGUUGAUAUAAAAGCUUGGACUCAAAUGAAAAUGAAUUUCAUGUUACUAGUAGCAAUAAAGGUUGGUAGAAAAUUAGAACACUAUGAAGAGCAAAUGUUCAAAUUUCUUAGAUUAUGUGUUGUGUGCCAUGAUCAAAAUGUAAGAGUUCUUGAAGAUUGCCCUAAUUGUCCAAAUACUAGUUUUUGCACAAAGCACAAAGAUGAUAUUGUACAUAAAAGAUAUUGUGAUCUGAUAAAAUUAUGUUUUAAUUUAGAUGUAAUCUCAAUAACACACGAGAAAAAGAUACCAAAAAUAAGAAUACCAUAUCAUAUAAAUCAUGUAAAUUUACCAAAAAACAUGAGAUAUUUUAUAGAUUCUUACAUUGAACCAUGGAAGAAUUCACAUAUGUCAAUAGUAGAGGAAACAAUGAUUAAUUCAGAAUAUCUUUCACGACCUUUAACAUUUCUUUACGCAAUACAAAAAUUGCGAUAUCUUUUGAAUGGUAAUAGUUUCGUUGUUCAUGUUAUUGCAGCCAAUAUGAUAGACAUGGAUGGUAUAGAACUUUGGGAAAUUCUCUUACACUGGUUACCAUGCAUUACAACAAUACAAAUUUUUCUAAUAGGACCUGAAUUAUCUAUAGAUUCCAUAUCAGUGAAUCUGUGUAAGGAUUGUCAAUAUGAUAAUAAACAACUUUUAAUUCAAAUAUGUAGUAUGCUUUAUGAGAAUUAUACAAAUAAUGAUUCCUAUGUGAAACCAGAUUUUAUUGUUGGAUAUAAUGCAGGAAUACAUGAAUGUGAAGAUUUUAGAUCUGAAAACUAUUCAUGGAGACAAUCUUUAGAGAUAGUAGCUGAACAAAAUUGCCCACUGAUUCUAACAUCGUAUACUUCAACAGAAGCAGAAAAAGAACAAAUCAGACUCAAUGAAGUUUUAAACAAUCAUGUAAAGUAUACAUAUUUUGAACAGAAUCCAUUUUCCAGUUUAAGACCAUACAGAGAUUUUGAAAAUGAAGGAAUAUAUUACCAAAACCAAUACAUAAUCAUUUAUGAAAAUUUAAAUACACUACAGUAAUCGAUAUUUAUAGGUUAAAUUUGUAAUUGAUAUUAUAGGAUGUAUUUUAUACUUAAUUUGAUAUGUUUACAUCAUUGUUUGUAUGAAUUUAUUGUUAAAUAAAUGUGUAAUACUAUUUGUAAAACGAGCAUUUUUUUUAAAGAAAAGUUAUCAUUUUAG